GUUUUUUUGUUUUUCUUAGUUUGAUUUUUGACCCAAUUUCCAUUGUACCUACCUUACCCAUGCAUUUAUCAAAUGGAUGGAUCCGGGCAUCCCAAAACGACUAGUAAUUGAUCUCUCCUUUUUAUCUAUGUAAACUUUUUGAUCAAAGCCACGCUCAUUUUCUUUUCCUUGUUAUGCUAUACCAGUGACCCGAUGUUGGUUCGUCCCCGAGACACAAAAUCCCCGUUCUGCCGUUAUAUAGCCUUUCUCUUCGAAAGCUAGUCUUGCCUGUAAUUGCCUUGAAUCAAGCCAAUUUGAUCAGCCAAGACCCACUGCACCCUUCGGGAUCUUUACAUUCAUUGCUCUACGAAGUUACUGCCACAUUUAAAGUUCUACGAACAGUCUCAAGCACUAACGACUUGCGACCCACUACCUCCUAUCAUUGCUCUCCUUUUUCCAAUUCUCACACGACGACGACAACGACGACUAGACAUAAAUCCGAAUCAGAGGUCGCGCGAGCGAUAUACGCAGACGACAUGCCACCAACUACAGUAACUACUAAUGGUAUACACAAGGAAGUAGGGGAGCUUCAUAUCAACGGCAACGGUAAUGGUAUUGUCAAGAACCAGCGGGCCAGGAUGGCCAGGAAACAGUCAAGCCCAAUGAUGCCCGCAUUCAUGGUCUCGGCUCCUGGAAAGGUUAUCGUAUUUGGAGAGCACUCGGUAGUAUACGGCAAGAAAGCUGUCGCCGCCGCCAUAAACCUCCGAUCAUACCUUCUUGUAACGGCGCUGUCCAAGUCGAAGAGAACCAUCACACUCAGAUUUCCAGACAUCGACCUCAUCCACACUUGGAACAUCGACGACCUGCCGUGGUCUACAUUUUCGCAGCCCAGCAAGAAAAAAUACUACUAUGACCUUGUCACGUCGCUGGACCCCGAUUUGAUGGAUGCGAUUCAGCCCCACCUCGAGCCUGUUUCAAGCGAUGCCCCCGACGCCCAGCGCAAGGUCCACAUGAGCGCGGCGGCAGCCUUCCUCUACCUGUUCAUGUCCCUUGGAUCACAUGCCUUCCCAGGAGGCAUUUACACGUUGAGGUCGACGAUACCCAUCGGCGCAGGCCUGGGGUCGAGCGCCUCCAUUUCGGCAUGCCUCUCAGCAGCACUCCUACUGCAGAUCAGGACAUUAUCAGGCCCUCACCCGGACCAGCCACCGGACGAGGCCCGCGUGCAGGUCGAGCGGAUCAACAGGUGGGCCUUUGUGGCCGAGAUGUGCAUACACGGCAACCCGUCUGGAGUGGACAAUACGGUCUCGACCCAAGGCAAGGCCGUGGUUUUCCAACGGCUGGACUAUGCCAGGCCACCUGUCGUCACCCCCAUGUGGGACUUUCCUGAGCUCCCGCUGCUCGUGGUGGACACAAAACAAGCCAAGUCGACCAAGUACGAGGUUGAGAAGGUGGCCAAGCUUAGGGAAACACACCCCAAGAUUGUCAACUCAAUAUUGGACUCGAUGGACAAACUUACCCAAGCGGCAACAGAUGUGCUAACGGACGAGGAUUUUGACAAUGAGGAUGUCGAGAGCCUGCAGAAGGUGGGCGAGCUCAUGGGCAUGAACCACGGUCUGCUUGUGUCUUUGGGAGUGUCGCAUCCUAGACUGGAAAGAGUGCGGGAGCUCGUGGAUCAUGAGGGAAUAGGAUGGACAAAGCUGACGGGUGCCGGUGGCGGUGGAUGUUCGAUCACGCUGAUGAGGCCCGAUGUCCCAAGGGAGAAGCUGGAGCGUCUGAAGGAGAGGCUAGAUCACGAGGGAUACCUCAAGUUCAGGACGACCUUGGGCGGUGGCGGCGUUGGUGUACUGUGGCCUGCCGUACUGAGGAAUGGAAUGGACGAAGAUGAUGAGGGUGGGAUGGAGAUUGACGUCGAGAAGUUCCUGAAUGCGGACGGGAACGAAGGCGUCGAGAGGCUCGUUGGUGUGCACGGCACCAGUGGCGAGAGGGAAGGCUGGAAGUUUUGGAGGGUCGGUAAUGCAUGACCAAUCAUUGGCUUCACUUUGCAAACAAUACUACGGCCCCCGGGGAGUAUGAGCGGAGAAGCGGGGAAAGUUUUCACAUCAGACUACGACGUGCCGGCACAUCAACCGUAGAUGAUGCUGGUACUACGCGCGUGUUCGACGCAAAUGCCCCAGCUUGCAAUGUUGGCCGUACGCCAAAGUUUCUUGAUAUAAACGGAGUCAUUGGGAAGGUAUAUUCCUUUUUUUUUUCCUCGUGUCUCUCUUUCUAUUUUCUCUGUCUUUUGGAUGCUGUUCGGGGCAGCAAAAAAAAAAAAAAGAGAUGAGUAUCUCGGAAGCGACGGAAGAGUUAUUGUAAUGAUGAACCUUUCCUGAAGCCAAUGAAGAAAAGCAAGAUCUAGAAGUAUGAGUCGGUCGAGUGUGCCUAUCUGGGCUAAUUAAGCUAGGGUGAUCCUAGGUGUCAUAAUCACACUAGAACUAAUAAAUGUUGGCCCAUCUACGGUACUAUGGUGGGUUCUGGAUGGAUUGUCGGAACAAAUAAAACAAGUGACGCAAGGGA
Molecule: messenger RNA, 2535 nt
Organism: Pyricularia oryzae 70-15
Lineage: Eukaryota; Fungi; Ascomycota; Sordariomycetes; Magnaporthales; Pyriculariaceae
Exons: 3
Coding region: 516-2000 (494 amino acids)
Biological process (GO): isoprenoid biosynthetic process; ergosterol biosynthetic process
Cellular component (GO): cytoplasm
Molecular function (GO): ATP binding; mevalonate kinase activity
Source: RefSeq, a predicted model, not a curated record